This is a messenger RNA of Aedes albopictus (Asian tiger mosquito), 7043 nucleotides long. RefSeq lists its product as uncharacterized. The record is from RefSeq and is a predicted model, not a curated record. Lineage: Eukaryota; Metazoa; Arthropoda; Insecta; Diptera; Culicidae. Gene Ontology annotation, molecular function: calmodulin binding; calcium-dependent protein serine/threonine kinase activity; ATP binding. Gene Ontology annotation, cellular component: nucleus; cytoplasm. The transcript is spliced from 6 exons. Bases 1032 to 4199 code for a protein of 1055 amino acids. Gene Ontology annotation, biological process: peptidyl-serine phosphorylation; protein autophosphorylation; intracellular signal transduction.
CCCGUGUUUCAGUCGGAUUUUGAACAUCGAAGGAGCGUAAUGGGUAGCUAGUCAGGGAGAAGAGAGUGAAGCAAAACAUCGGCCUUUGUCCGCUAUUUAGCGAUUUGUUUUAAACACACACCAGCAGCACCAGCCUUUUUCAACUCCAUUUUUACCAACCAACCGGAAUAGUAGGCAGGAAAGAAAAAAAUCGUGUGCGUGUCUCUCUUCAAGCGCCUCCUACGACGAAGUUUUGCCGAUCUCGAUCCAAGUGUGCGAGUUGUUGCGCGUUUUCUCGACAGUGUGUCCUAGCCCUAGCCUACUUCGAUCGGUCGUCGGAUGAAUCGCCGCGGGUGUCGAGGAGCCAAAAGUCACGGAGUUCUUCGAUGAAGAGAGCAAAGGCGAAAUUUUUUCUCGGCUAAAUCGGAAGAAAAAGUCGCAAAAAGGGGGUAGCAAGACAGAGGAAGAAGAAUAAGAAGAAAGGUCCCUUUUUCCUCAGUCGAUCUCGCUGGUAUCUGGUGGUCGUGUUGCGCGAAUUCCGUGCAGGGAAAGAAGAAGCAGUCAGUCGUGUCAGUGUGUUGGUGUAAGCGCGAUCUCUUCUCUACACUGUCGCACAACGGUAGCUAGCGUUCGUUGUGUGCGUGUGUGUGCCAGUCAGUCGGCCGUUCAGCUCAUCGCAGCAACCGUGGUGUUUUUGUGGCAGAAAUCGGCUCGAUUUCUACGCCGAAUGAAUCGGAUGCAGUCAUCUUGAAUCCCGGAGUGAUCACGUACUCGCUCUUUUUCUCUGCCGUGGAGAAAGAAGAAGUGAAAGAGCCUACUUUGGUUUUUUUUUCGUUCGAAAAAAGUGGAAAAUCGCGUGUGAUUUUUCCGCUCGGGAACUGGUAGGUGAAUGGUGCAUGUCAAAUUCGCUUGCUAGUCCGGUUUUUUCGUCGGGGUGAAAGAUCCAAGUGUGCUGUCGUCGUCGUCGUCGUCGAUUCGGGAGCCCUCUUGUGCCCUCAGCCAGUCCAGUCCAGGGAAAAGCGGCCAACACGACAACAACAACAACAGCAACAAUGGUGGAACGGGUCACGGAGGAUACACCAUCUGAUGCAAAUCUAGAUUUGCGAAACACCCAGGUGGUCCGGUACGGCAGCGAGGAGAUCUCGGGCAAUGACGAGGAGCAUCCUCCCAUGAACGAAGAGGAACGCCAGAAAGCGAUCGAGAUGCAGAAGGAAGGCUCGCGCAAGCGUCGCAGGAAGAAACGUACCAGUUCAUCGUUGCAAUCUACGUGCUUUCAAGAGUUGUACAAGUUGACCGGUGAGGUGCUGGGCGAGGGCGCGUACGCUUCGGUGCAAACCUGCGUCAACAUCUACACGGAGCUGGAGUACGCGGUGAAGAUCAUCGACAAGAUUCCUGGCCACGCGCGGGCCCGCGUCUUUCGCGAGGUCGAAACCUUCCACCAUUGCCAGGGCCACGCAAAUAUCUUGCAGCUAUUGGAAUUUUUCGAGGACGAGGAAAAAUUUUACCUAGUGUUUGAGAAGAUAAAUGGCGGACCGCUGCUGGCCCGCAUCCAGGAGAACGUGUGCUUCUCCGAGUACGACGCUGCGCUGAUCAUCAAGCAGAUCGCGUCCGGGCUGGACUUUCUGCACAAGAAGGGCAUCGCCCACCGGGACCUGAAGCCGGAGAACAUCCUGUGCGUGUACCCGGACAAGCUCUGCCCGAUCAAGAUCUGUGAUUUCGAUCUCGGUUCCGGGAUCAAGUUCACCACCAACAUCUCGUCGCCAACGGCCACCCCGCAACUGUUGACACCGGUCGGAAGCGCAGAGUUUAUGGCCCCAGAGGUGGUGGACUUGUUCGUCGGCGAGUCGAACUACUACGACAAGCGUUGUGAUUUGUGGUCACUGGGCGUGAUUGCGUACAUCUUGCUGUGCGGAUAUCCGCCCUUCUCCGGCAACUGCGAGCAGGACUGCGGUUGGAAUCGGGGCGAGAACUGUCGUACCUGUCAAGAGCUACUGUUUGAAUCGAUCCAGGAGGGUCGGUUUAGCUUCCCAGAAAACGAUUGGAUAGAUGUUAGUGAAGAGGCUAAAGACUUAAUCCGUGGACUGCUGGUCAAGGAGGCGCCCAAGCGUCUCAGCGCCGCCGCGGUGCUCAACCAUCCAUGGAUUAAAAUUACCGAUGAAGGUGAUUGCAUCGAUGGCGUCAAUUCCGAUGCAAUCAAGGAUAAGCAGCGCCGACGAGUAUUGAAGACACCGGGUAUAAUCCGGCGCAAUCAAUCGGCACGAGAGCUGUCGCACUUUGCCGAAUCUGCGAUGGCCGUGAAGCGUGUCAUUUUGCAGCAUUUUUCGAUGCGCUACGACUACAUGGCCAAGGAGCGGCCCAACAUUUACCAGCCUUCCGUGCAGCAGCAACAACAGUCGGAAGUCGUAGCUCCGAAGAAAAAUGCCACCCUAGAACAGCCAACGUCACCCACGCAGUCUCCUGCGGCCGGAUCCGUGGAGAGUGGCAUCACGGACCAGGCCCCGGAGAGGGUCACGUUGGAAGUGGUGGUUCGAACCGAACCACAACCGUGUCCACCGUCGUCUGCCCGAUCGAGUGUUAUCAAGGUGGUGCAGACCGGUGGUGGUGAUCGGUACAAAUCGGUCGAUGCGGAUGACGACGGUGAUUCCCUAUCAUCCUCUCCAUCUUCAUCGCCGUCGUCAGUGUCAUCGACGUCAUCAUCAACGUCAUCCUCAUCAUCAUCAUCAACCACUGACGGAAAUCAUCAUCGCUGUGAUGGAGAUGCUGUAGUUUAUAUCAGCAUCCGGAAGUCAUCUUCGGCGUCCACGUUGACACCGGACGCAUCGCCGAAUUCGAUGACUUUGUCCCCAAUUGCCACCGCCACUAGUCAUCAUCAAGGUGUCAAUGGGCUUUCAUCAUCGAUAAGCCCACCCACUUCGACCACAAAUUGUGGUUCCGCCAACAAGGAAUAUAAUUCCGACAAGCCUUCAGUACAACAACAGCAACCCCAACAGCAGCAGCAGCAGCCGUCGAAACCGCUGGAUGUGAUCAAGGAGAAGAAUGCUCCUCCGUCCAUAACUUCCAGCUCCGUUGCAAUUUCCCCGGAGCAAAACUGGCGAUACCGUGGUGCCGAUACUGACGCUCAGAAGUUCAAACAUCCGUCUUCGAUACUCGGUCCGAGUUACAACAAUUCCGCCAAGGCACGCUACCACCAUCAGCAGCAGCAGCAGUAUCGCAAUUUUGGCUCGUACAACAACUACUACAACAAUCACCACCACAACAACCACACCAACAAUCAGCACCAUUUUUACAACUACAACCAGUACCGUAGUGGCAGUGGCAGUGGCAGUAACGGAACGGCUGGCAAUGGAAAAACAACAUCCUAUUACCGCCAGCAACCGAAGAGCAAUAACGAAAAGUCCGGUAACAUCGACAUCCGUUGCCAGCCGCAUCCCCAGCAGCAGUACUGGCGAAGCCGCCGGAACAACCACUACCACAACAACGAUGAUGAUGACGAGCUGGUGGCCGAUGGAUCGUCAUCCUAUCGUCACAGCAAUGGCUACACUAGCAACAACGCUCGGUUACAAUCGGCCAUUUCGGAUGCGUCGGGUAACAUCCAUGGCACAUCAACCAACAACAAUCCUAAUCACCAUCAGUACAAUCGCGGAGGAGGAGCCACCAUCUAUCGGGUUAGCAACGCCUAUGGUGGCGUCUAUCGCCAGCCACAGCAUCAGUCUCGUCAUCAAAGUGAGCUGGUUGACGAGUACACCAACGGCGGUGGAAAAACAGAGUUAGUAAUAGUAGGCGGCGGAGUAGGAGGAGGGCGUAUGCCAACACAAAAUAGAAAUACUUUGAACUGUGAUCCAAUAACAAAUAAUACUACUAAUAAGUAUAAGCAUUAUCAUACAAACUCAAACACAAUUGUUACCGCACUGAAGCGAGAGACGUUGAACGGCUACCAAUCGAUGAUGAACCAGCUGCGCAUCAGCGACCUGUGCGACGACUACGGCUACCAUGGCAACAACGGCGUUAUGACGGUCGGCCUGUCGCCGCCGAACGAAUCCCUGCUGAUGCAGCGACGUCUCUCGCUCAAAUCGCGCAGCAUUUGCAGCCCAUUGGAAGCGGCGGUGGAUUCCAUAGAGCAGGAACAGCAACAACAAAAGUACCGAUACCAACAACAGCAGCAACAACAACAUCUUCAACGCCAAACGCCAAGUAUGGUAAUCACGACAAAAAGUGGUUGAACCGUUUGCUAGAAACACAAACAACAAAAGGAUUCCCUCCCCCUUUCCUUUUUCGUUUCCCUUUGAUUUCUUUUCUGUUAUUUCCUCAUCCCCUAUCCCCUUCAACCGUUGCUGCCGGCUUUUCCCAUAGAUUUCUUUCUCUUUUUUGACAGUUUUUUUUGUUUCACCCUCUUUUUUGUGAACCUUGGCACGGCUUACUGCGAUGCGACUACACUUCUUCCUGUUACUUUUCCUUCCGUGUUGCAUUCGCAUGUUUCCGACAAGAAAAAAGAAGCUUUGUAAUCUUCCUCUCUUUUUAACCACGCAAAAUCUUAGAUCUUCUUCUAUCAUUUUUUUUUAUUACGAACAAAAGGUAGAAACCUUUGCAGGAUAAAGGCUUCAAGAAACGCGUAAGAAUGGAAACAAUUCCCUAACGAGAACCAAUUGUUUAGAAAUUAGCAUCAUUUUGCGCUAUGUUAUUUUUGUAUGUGUGUAGAGUGUCAUCGGAACGAUGGAAACGAAAAACCCCAAGGUGGCAAAUUGUAGAAAUAUAUUUUUUGGAGAACGUUUGAAAUUUCGAUGAAUUAGUUGUGUUUUUUAAGAGAACCGGAUACUGCUGGCGAAAGGAGGCAACUCUGGCACUAGGAGAUCAAUUAUGGUCGUCAACACUUUUUAUUUGAACUUUGUUGUCUAAUGUAUAGGUUAACACCAUUGUUUUUUUUAGUAACACACCCUAUUCAGGGAACACUCGAUGAAAUACUAACUUUUCACAGUAGAGUUCGCGGGAGAGAGAGGAUAGAAGACAGAUACAGGUAAAGAAUAUGAUUCUUUAAACACACAAAUGUAAAAGUUUUAAGCCUUAAGCGAUAUCUGUUAUAAAUUUGUACGCCAUUCUGUUGAGGACCAAAGCAGCACAGGUUAGAGACACGCCGCCGAAAAGAAGCGUUCAGCGAUGUUAAGUUGAUAAGUGUUACUUUAGGAAGGAACUCACCUACUUAAGCCCAGUGAGUGAACCAACAACAUCUACACAAAUUCCUUAGGUUAGGUUUAAGCAAGCACGAAAUCCGGAACUAUGCGAGAUGGCUCUUGUUUGUAACUGUGAACCGUUGAUUUUAUUGGUUUCCAAAUGUGAUUAAGAAAGCAGAAUAUACACGUUGCGAUGUGCGACAACGAGGAAAAAAUGGCUUGAGAACGUUAAUUGCGAGCAUAUCCAGCUUUAUUUAGGGGUAAAUGAAGGGAAGUGUACUGUUUAGAAGGGUAACAAGGCCUGAUGGUAGUCAUCGAUGAGUGUAUCUGUGAAUAAAUCCUGUGCGCUUCAGCAUGAUCUUCGUUCUUUUUGGUGUCAUACACACGUAACUGCAGUAUGUUACCCGGACGCAGGGUUGUAAAAUGUCAAAAAAAUUUGAUUUUUUGCCAUUUUCACUGCUUCUAGUGAGAAAUAUUUAUCGAAGAUAUCGUUAUUGUAGCAUAACUAACCAGCAUUAUUGAAGGUGUGUGUUUGCGGAUGAAAAUUUUCACUGGAAGUGGUAGAACUGGAAAAUGUCAUGACAUUUUUUCCGUUACAUUUCCGUGACAUUUCACAACCCUGCCCGGACGUAAUAUACUUGGAUCUAUGGCAUGUUGGUCAAAAACAAACAAUUAUGGCGACCGUAACUGCCUAUAAACAGACCUUUAAACCAAAAAGAAACCCAGUGAAAUUGAAAAUGUCGUUCAUAAACAAGUUACGUGCGUGUGAUUCCAAUAUACAACGAUAGUUAGGACUUCCUCAUUAAUUUCAGUGUCAGAUCUUUGUCUCCCCUAACUUUCAGGGGGCACGCCUUUGUAAAAAGUACAACACUUCCAAAAAAAACCGCUAAACCUAUACGUGGUUUCGACUAUCCCGAACCUUACCAAGAACUCCAAUUCCAUACCACGGAUUCGGAUCGAUAGAGGGAUCGACCGCAGAACACCGGUAUGACCUGCGUAGCUGACUUCCAAAUCGCGAGGCAACCUUCUGGAUGCGACUGACCUAUUGACUCCCGAUUCCACGCGUCACCUCUGCAGUUCCGAGACGAUGUGUACGAUAGCGAACGAAACAGCAUUCUGUCCUAAAACAACAACUUUGGACAAAAUUGUCCGGAAUCGUGCCUUCACCACAUCUUUGGCCGUAGGGGAUCUUCACGACUGCAACCGUCCUCUGCCCUCUCUGCCCUCUCUGUCAUAGACGAAUGAAUAGAUUUAGUGCAUCGAUCUCAGACUGCUGUUUCUCGGCGUCGAUAAUCUCGUUCAAGUUUUUACACUGGAGACUCGCCUCCAUCGUCAGGACUCUGACCUGCCCUUUCUCGCUCAGGACCUCUUGGGCUAGUGCCCCCAGCGACGAGAAUUGAGCAUCUCAGCGUAUGUAUCCGCCUCGGUCUUAAGAACCAACGCGUCGCCCCUACAGUUUCAGCAGACAUUGCCUAAGGUCGAUGUUGCUUAUGUUGUGUAGCCGAUCAACUCGUCGAGUUCGACGACUAUCAUGACCAUAACUUUCGAUAGCCCACUCCUGUUGCGGUUCAUGGUCUGCGUGAGGCAUGCGCCACUGAUCUGCGCUUCCUCUGCUGGCGCUGAACCGCCACGCGCUGCUCUAGACUGUUCACUGGGAGUUCCUAGGAAUCCAUCUAGGGUUUCCGCGGCUGUUACCUACGUCAGACAUCACCAGACCGAAGUCUUUCUCCACUACUCGUAGAAUCGUGUUCUACAGGUGGAGUUGGAUAACACGGCUCAACGCAGCAAGGGAUUUUCCCCGCUUAGAUAAGUCUUCUUUCUCCUUGUUUUACUACGCAAGAUCGAGCUAUGUCCUAUCAACAGAAUACGCCGAAAUCUCACAGAGCCAUUGUCGUAUCG